CCUCUGGUCCUCACGACCUGUCUAUUUCCUCGUCCUGAACCCUCACAACAGGUGCACUGGUCACGCAGGUUGCACUGCCUCUUUCCUCCCAUUCAAUGGUGGCUGCUCGGCUUCCUGCCCGGCCUCUGUCUCUCCGUGGCCGGACUCGUGCUCUUCCUGUCCAGGGCGAUGGCCGACAACUACGCCCAUCUGCACAGCAUCUGGCACGUGCUGAUUGCCCUGUCGGCCGCCGCCUUCCUGCCCUGGCCGGACCGGUGGAGGCGUGCCCUCGAGACGGUCGCUCCUUCGGACAGAGUGGCCCUAUCCUGCGGCGGCAAUCGGCUUAAUAGACCCACUCUGACUCCGGUUCCGGCUCCGACUCCGACUCCGACUUCGAUUGUCACUCCGACUUCGGAUCCGACUCUGACAAUGGUACCGGUGCGCGUCGCGACGCCGCAAGAUGGCCACCCACGCGGGCUGGAGGAGAAGAGCAGUGAUGCCGAGUGGCAACAGGUCGAGAAGGUGGACGGUGAGGCUGACCGGCGGCUGGUCGUCUCUCCGGUCGGCUGGGCCGCGUCUGCGGAUCGGGUCGUCAAAGAAAGACCUCGUCACGGCCACUUGGCCGACUGUCCCCAGGGAGUCUGCUCCGCCAAGUGA
Protopolystoma xenopodis is the source of this 636-nucleotide messenger RNA. NCBI's taxonomy places the organism in Eukaryota, Metazoa, Platyhelminthes, Monogenea, Polystomatidea, Polystomatidae. The record is from the annotation of a GenBank genome assembly.